Molecule: messenger RNA, 621 nt
Organism: Knipowitschia caucasica
Lineage: Eukaryota; Metazoa; Chordata; Actinopteri; Gobiiformes; Gobiidae
Source: the annotation of a GenBank genome assembly
AUGAGCACCGAUCUGCGGCUCAUCCCUUUCGGAUCACGGUUGUCCACUCAUCUCUCCUCCCCUGCUCGGACCGCAGCCAACGGUCCGCGUCAAAACGCCAAUGGAAAUAUUAAUGUUGUAUACAGAUCUCUGCGAGGGCAGGCGGAGUUUACGAGAGUGUUAGAAGACUCACGACAAGUUCUCAUAGCCGCCAACAUGCGGCCAGACGACCCAUUCCCCAUGGACGACAAGAUCAAAGAAGCUUACUCUCAUGUAGUGGAAAAUACCGCCUUCUUUGGAGAUGUAGCUCUGCGAUUCCCACGCAUUGUUCACCACUACUACGACCGCAACACGGACUGGGGCAGCCUGCUGCGGUGGGGCCUUCACUUCUGUAACCAGACGGGUGUUUUCACUGGAGGAGCGCACCAGCACGUCCUGACGCUCAUGUCACAAGAAUUGGGAAUAACAGAAAAAGCUGCAGACUUCACAAACCCGUAUCGGACUGAGAGAGACGAUGUGCUUCAUACUGCAGAAGCCUUCCAGAAAAUCCUUCGAGAAGAGGAGAAGAGGAGACGGAAGGAAGAAAAGAGGAAAGAAAUCAGGAAAGGCCCCCGGAUCUCUCGCUCUCGCUCGGAGCUAUAG